Amblyraja radiata (thorny skate) is the source of this 1253-nucleotide messenger RNA. It is a transcript of the gene lhpp, whose product is annotated as phospholysine phosphohistidine inorganic pyrophosphate phosphatase. Gene Ontology annotation, molecular function: phosphatase activity; inorganic diphosphate phosphatase activity. Gene Ontology annotation, cellular component: cytoplasm; cytosol. NCBI's taxonomy places the organism in Eukaryota, Metazoa, Chordata, Chondrichthyes, Rajiformes, Rajidae. The coding region runs from base 40 to 942 and encodes 300 amino acids. The transcript has 8 exons. The record is from RefSeq and is a predicted model, not a curated record. Gene Ontology annotation, biological process: dephosphorylation.
CUCUUUAAAUAGUACCCCGGCACUCUUGGCCAGCUGCAAAUGUCACGGGAGUGUUCUGCCAAUAACAAAAAAAAAGGUUUGGAGAUGUUGCGGUGGCGUGCAACACGCCGAGGAGGUACACGGAGACACGAGAGCCUUGCAGGUGUCGAAGGGACUCGGCGUCAGUGGAGGGGAAUGGACACGACGUUUAGUGUCAUGGAGGGCAGACGCGAGAAGAAGGGUUGGGCCAAGAACUGGCAAGCGAAGGAAGGAUCCAGACUCAAAGAAGCCAACCUACAAGUGCGUUUCUGUACCAAUGAAACGCAAGCUACCCGGGAAAAGUUUGUAAAGAAAUUGCAGAACCUGGGGUUUGAUAUCACGGUGGAUGAAGUCUUUUCUCCUGCCCCUGCUGUUUGUCAAGUUCUGAAGAAACGUGGACUUAGACCUCAUCUUCUGGUACAUGAUGGUCUUCAACCAGAGUUUGACCAGAUUGACCAGUCAAAUCCCAACUGUGUGGUGGUUGGAGAUGCUGCAGAAUAUUUUACUUACAAGAACAUGAAUGAGGCUUUUCAAAUUCUAAUGGGGCUAGAAAAACCUAUCCUGAUUUCACUUGGCAGAGGGCGAUAUUAUAAGGAAACAGAUGGGAUGAAACUUGAUGUUGGAGCUUACAUGAAGGCCUUGGAGUAUGCCUGUGAUAUUGAAGCUGAAGUUGUCGGCAAGCCAGCAGAAAUGUUUUUCUUGUCCGCUUUAUCUGAUAUGGGCUUGGAACCAGAUCAGGUCAUCAUGAUUGGGGAUGAUAUUGUGUAUGAUGUAGGUGGAGCCCAGCAGUGUGGUAUGAAGGCUGUCCAAGUGAGGACAGGCAAAUACAGACCAUGUGAUGAACAGCACCCAACUGUGAAAGCUGAUGGGUAUGUAAACAACUUGGCGCAAGCAGUCACAAUUCUUCUUGAACACUUACAUUAGUAACUUGAACGUCAGUGCCCAAGAAUCAUCUGGUGAUCAACAAAAGUUGGCAGGUCAACCUAAUCUACUGUCUGGCAAAAUGAAGGAAGUUAACAUUUGAUGUUAUGUGGUCACAGAAUUAACACUAUCCUGUAGGGGUUUAUAGUUUACACUAGACGAUAAAUACUUGAUUAUAAAACUGUGUACAAUUUGGUUUACUGUUGGUAUAAACUCCAAGGAUUCACUUGUAUACAGUCUUAUAAACUGAUAAAUAUCAGAUCAUCUGUAUAUGUUACUGUAACACUGUCAAUAAAGAUGAUUUUAAUCCGAGA